CCUUCAAUAAUUCCAAUGUGUCAUUUGAUUACAUGUAGGCCUACCCAGUGCUCAUAUAGUAAUGUUUUGUUGAUUUAUUUGUCAGGUCAUAACUUUGGCAGUGAGCACGACCCAGACACCGCUGAGUGUAACCCACCAGAGAACACUGGAGGAAACUAUUUAAUGUGGCCUAUUGCUGUCAAUGGAGAAGAAAAAAAUAACAAUAAAUUUUCACCCUGCGCUUCCAAACAUAUAGGCCAGAAGUUAGAAGAGAUUGGAUGCUUAGUAGAUAAAAGCAAUUAUCAAGAAAUGUGCGGCAACGGAAAAGUUGAAGAUAAUGAGGAGUGUGAUAAUGGGGACAGUAAUUUUGACCCUGGUUCCUGUUGUAAUGAAGUUUGUAAACUCAGAACUGGAGCAAUAUGUAGUGAUGAGAAUACACAGUGCUGUUUAAACUGUCAGGUGGCACCCAAUGGAACACGCUGUUUUGAUGGGCUUUCUGAAAGCUGUAAACAAGAUAGCUACUGCAAUGGAAAGAACUUCACUUGCUCAGAGGCUGCCAAUCUUCCUGAUUUUACUCCUUGCUUACAGAGUGGUGGAUGCUAUCAAGGAGAGUGUCGUGGGUUCUGUGAGCUGAAGUCUAUCAAAACAGGAUUGGCUUUGGAGCCUUGUCUUUGUAGAGAGUUAGAUGAGAAUGCCUGUAAAUGGUGUUGCUAUAACAACAGUGACCCCAAUAACCCGGGAACAUGUAUGCCUCAUUCCAACUAUUCUUACGAUGAUGGACGGAAAUGUUUUGCUGGUUAUUGUGAGAGUGGUAAAUGUGUCAUGCUAAGGUCAUCCUCUAUUGUCAGGAUUUUUAAUUUCAUCCGAGGUGUGAGUCUAACUCGUUUAGCUAAAUUCAUGAAAAGCAAUAUAGUCCUUGCAGUGAUAAUCACCAGCUUACCUUUCUACUUCGGGUUCAUUAUGCUGUCCAAACAAUUGGAUGAGAAUGCCAGGAAGAAAUCUGAAAUGUAUGAUUACAAACCUACAUGUACCAUUAAAAUUGCUAAACAUUCUUUCUCAACAAGAGGCAGCUGGGGCAGUGGGUUCAGAGAUCCCUAUGGAUCACUCUCCUGAUCUGGACAUUCCAGAAUCAGAUGCUCAAUCUCCACAAGAAGAUAUUGAUCUGGCCACCAGCUCAUUCUCAUAGGCAUAGAAGCAUGUGGGUUUAUUUCUUUUCACUGCUGGUGUUAAAGCAAACCCUACUUUGAGAAUUACCACAACCCACAUACAGGUACCAGCACAGGAUCGAUUUGAGAAGAAAUGUUUUCAUUGACUUGUUAUUGUAACGUUUCUGUUUAAAUUACAGUGUAAUAUUUUAUGUUGGGUUUUAAUGUGAAUUUAUUUUUGCCAAUAAAAUAGAGUUUUGCCUGAACAGUU
Biomphalaria glabrata is the source of this 1395-nucleotide messenger RNA. Its product is annotated as disintegrin and metalloproteinase domain-containing protein 17-like. Gene Ontology annotation, molecular function: metalloendopeptidase activity. Gene Ontology annotation, cellular component: plasma membrane. Gene Ontology annotation, biological process: Notch signaling pathway; membrane protein ectodomain proteolysis. Bases 16 to 1092 code for a protein of 358 amino acids. The record is from RefSeq and is a predicted model, not a curated record. Lineage: Eukaryota; Metazoa; Mollusca; Gastropoda; Planorbidae. The transcript has 11 exons.